Messenger RNA from Gadus macrocephalus (Pacific cod), 1082 nucleotides. It is a transcript of the gene mplkip, whose product is annotated as M-phase specific PLK1 interacting protein. The transcript has 2 exons. Lineage: Eukaryota; Metazoa; Chordata; Actinopteri; Gadiformes; Gadidae. Bases 141 to 701 code for a protein of 186 amino acids. The record is from RefSeq and is a predicted model, not a curated record. Gene Ontology annotation, cellular component: centrosome; midbody; nucleus.
AAGUAUUUCCGGUUCCGGUUUAGUACUCAAUAAUAACAGAAGCGGGAGUCUCGCAGGUAGUAAACUCACUUCGUUUGGAGAUAGUUAGGAGCUGAAACAGGUGAAAAAUAUUUACUCACUGUUUUAUAUAACAGUGUAAGAUGCAGAGAGGUAACACGAGAUUUCCAAGCCCGGGUGGAAUGAGGCCGCCGAUGGGAGGUUUCAGGAGCCCCGGAGCGGACAACCAAGGCAGCGGCGACGGAGGAAGGUUUUGCCCACCCACAUUGGGGUACCGCGGGGCUGGUUCCCCCUCUACCGGACAACGAUUCGGAAACUUUGGGGGUUCUCCUAAUUCCUCGAGAGAUUUCGGUAACAAUAACAGGAGUUUUGGGCCGAGUGAGGGGUAUUAUGGUAACACAUCCUCACCCAUGCGUACACCGCGCAGACAGGACGGGAACGGCCGCGGUGGUCAGUCCUAUAGACACCAGUCUCCGUACCAAACGCACAGUCCUUCCCCGUAUCGUCGUGGCUUUCAGGGUUCACCGCAGACAUCCACCCCGUUUGUCAGGGAGAGGGGCGGUGGCGGAGUGGAGAAGUAUUACAGCCCGUCCAUGGUACAGGACCCCUGGGCUAGCCUAAAGCCAGUGGAGGUUACACAAACGGGGACCAAAAGCAGUACGCCGAACACUUUCCACACAGGCAAAACGACGAGAUAUUUCUAAGGACAAGUUGGAUUGCGAUGGGAUAGUAGGGCGAAACUCACUUCGGGCGUCAGUUUUUAUUUUGCAGAUUGAAAAUAUCACCAGCGUAUAUAUUACCUAUUUUCUCAGGUAUUUUGAUUUUGAAGUUUGUUCUACAUGAACUCAAAAACAGCAUUUUAAUCAUCCGACGGCUAAAAGGUCAAAUCCCAGGGAAUGUAUUUACUACAAGAUGUCAUAAAUACCUUGGCCCCUUUAUGUAACUGUACAUAUACCGUUUUGAAAUGUUAACCGUAAUUGAAUAUCAUUUUAUGGAGUAUUGUUAGUAUUUUACAAACUAUUUUAAAAUCAAUUCAAAAGCAUGUUUACGUUUUUUAGAAAUUAAAACAUUUGUUAUACAUGUGA